AUGGCUGAGCGAAUGUAUGUUAUAAAUCGUAGGGGUAAAGAAGAGCCAGUCUCGUUUGAUCAAAUACUGAGUAGGAUUUCGAAGUUAUCAUAUGGACUACACCCAUUGGUAGAUCCUGCAAGAGUAGCCCAGGCCGUCAUAAAUGGGAUGUAUAGCGGUAUUAAGACCUCUGAAUUAGACGAACUAGCUUCUCAAACAUGUGCAUAUAUGGCAGCUAGUCAUCCAGAUUUUUCAAAGUUAGCAGCUCGUAUAUCUAUAUCUAAUCUUCAUAAGAAUACUCAUUCGGAUAUUUUUGAAGUUGCAAAUCAAUUGAUAUCAUUUAAAGAUGUACAUGGGAAUCCAGCUCCAUUACUGUCUCAAACUGUGUAUGAAUUUAUUAUUGAGAAUAAGGAUAGAUUAAACUCAGUUAUUGAUUUUAGCCGUGAUUUUGAAUAUGACUAUUUUGCUUUUAAGACUCUAGAAAGAUCUUAUUUACUGCGAGUCGAUGAUAAGAUUGUGGAAAGGCCACAACACCUAUUAAUGAGAGUUUCCUGUGGUAUCCAUUAUGGUAAUAUAGAUGCAGCAAUUGAAACUUAUGAACUGCUCUCUCAGAAGUAUUUUACUCAUGCCACUCCGACAUUAUUCAAUGCUGGUACUCUUCGCCCACAGAUGUCCUCUUGUUUUAUUCUCAAAAUGUCAGAUGACUCAAUUGAUGGCAUUUUUGAUACACUAAAGAAAUGUGCAAAUAUAAGCAAGACUGCUGGUGGAUUAGGGGUGGCCAUUUCUAAUAUACGAGCUGCAGGAUCAUACAUCCGUGGUACUAAUGGUAGGUCUAAUGGUUUAAUUCCAAUGCUGCGUGUGUAUAAUGACACAGCACGUUAUGUUGACCAAGGUGGAGGAAAGAGGAAGGGUGCACUUGCUGUCUAUUUGGAACCUUGGCAUGCGGAUAUUUUGGAAUUUAUAGAGAUAAGGAAGAACCAUGGUAAAGAGGAGAUGAGAUGCCGUGAUAUAUUUCCAGCACUAUGGAUACCUGAUCUGUUUAUGGAGAGAGUAGAGAAGGAUGCAAACUGGACAUUAAUGUGUCCUGAUGAAUGCCCUGGGAUGCAAGAUGUCUGGGGUGACCAAUUUAAGGAAUUAUAUGAACACUAUGAAAAAGAAGGUCGCGGUAGGAAAACAAUUAAAGCACAAAGUUUGUGGUUUGCAUUACUACAGUCACAAAUUGAGACAGGUACUCCAUUUAUUUGCUAUAAGGAUGCAGCUAAUCGUAAAAGCAAUCAACAAAAUCUAGGUACGAUAAAAUCUAGCAAUCUAUGUACAGAAAUUAUGGAGUAUACUAGUUCAGAUGAAGUCGCAGUUUGUAACUUGGCAUCUAUAGGGCUCCCUCGUUUUGUUGAUAGGGAAAACAAGAAGUUCGAUUUUAAAAAGCUAUAUGAAGUAGUAAAAGUGGCAAUAAGAAAUCUAAAUAAAGUUAUUGACCGUGGAUAUUAUCCUAUUCCAGAAUGCAGGAGAUCUAAUCUGAGACAUAGGCCACUUGGUUUAGGAGUACAAGGUCUUGCAGAUUGUUUUAUGAUAUUGAGAUAUCCAUAUGAAUCUAAAGAUGCCAGGAAGCUAAAUAUUGAGAUAUUUGAGACAAUAUACUAUGCUGCUCUUGAUGCAAGUUGUGAGCUAGCAGAGAAGUAUGGUCCCUAUGAAACAUUUCAAGGCUCACCGGCUAGUAGAGGUCUGCUACAAUUUGAUCUCUGGAAUGUGCAACCCUCCUCAGGACUUUGGAACUGGGAUUUACUGAAGGAGAAAAUAGCUAAGUAUGGCCUUAGAAACUCGUUAUUGGUAGCUCCAAUGCCUACUGCAUCUACAUCUCAGCUACUAGGGAAUAAUGAAAGCUUUGAACCAUUUACCUCAAAUAUAUAUCAUAGGCGUGUAUUAUCUGGGGAGUUCUUUGUUGUGAAUCCUCAUUUGUUGAAUGACUUACUUGAAUUGGGACUAUGGGAUGAGAGGCUGAAACAGAAUAUCAUUGCUAACAAUGGAAGUGUUCAAAAUAUUGAGUCUAUUCCGCGAGAUAUUCGCGACCUGUACAAAACCGUCUGGGAAAUUAGACAAAAAGCAGUUAUUGAUAUGGCAGCAGAUAGAGGACCAUACAUUUGUCAAUCUCAGUCUCUAAAUAUUUAUAUUGCAAAUGCCAACUAUGCAAAGCUAUCUUCUAUGCACUUCUAUGGAUGGAAGAAGGGUUUAAAAACUGGUUCUUACUACUUAAGAACACAAAGCGCUGCGAAUCCUAUACAAUUCACUAUAGAUCAACAACUACUGAAGUCGACAGCAGAUAAGAAUAAGGAACAGGAUGCAAAGAGACCUGCAUUGCAGAAUAGCUCUCAAGGCGAUGGAAGGUCUGUUAUGGCAUGCCCUUUAAGACCAGCGAAUCUUCAAGGUGAGGAGUGUUUGAUGUGCUCAGGCUAA
This is a messenger RNA of Cryptosporidium muris RN66, 2430 nucleotides long. RefSeq names its product ribonucleoside-diphosphate reductase, large subunit, putative. The transcript has a single exon. Gene Ontology annotation, molecular function: ATP binding; ribonucleoside-diphosphate reductase activity, thioredoxin disulfide as acceptor. Bases 1 to 2430 code for a protein of 809 amino acids. The record is from RefSeq and is a predicted model, not a curated record. Gene Ontology annotation, cellular component: ribonucleoside-diphosphate reductase complex. Lineage: Eukaryota; Apicomplexa; Conoidasida; Eucoccidiorida; Cryptosporidiidae. Gene Ontology annotation, biological process: deoxyribonucleotide biosynthetic process; DNA replication.